GGCCGCACAAAGGCAGUGACUGGGGAGCCGCUAGGGACUGCGCACGUGGGAACCCGCUGUGGCUCACCUCCAGGUACUGCGUCCACGGAGCCAGUGCACCCACGGACCUAGGCUUCCCCUACCAGGGAAAGAGCUUCUUUCAAAAAAUCUGGGCGUGACUGUCUGAUUUGUACUGGACUCAGCAUAUCUAAAUCCCAAAUUCCAUUGGGAGUUAAGAUAACCUACAACCUCAGAGACCUAGCCAAUCCCACCUCCGCCAUGGGGGUCAUGACUCGGCUGUUGCCGGGCAUCUUCCUGGCUCUGCUUGCCCUUCCUUCCGAAGGCGGUGUCCUCAAGAAAGUCAUCAGACAAAAGCGGCAGAGUGGAGUGAACAUGACCCUGCCAGAGGAGAAUCAGCCAGUGGUGUUCAACCACAUCUACAACAUCAAGUUACCCAUGGGGUCCCAGUGCUCAGUAGAUCUGGAGUCAUCUGGAGGGGAGAAAGACCUGACCCCCACGCCAGAGUCCAGUGGAAGCUUCCAGGAACACACAGUGGAUGGGGAAAACCAAAUUGUGUUCACACACCGCAUCAACAUCCCCCGCCGUGCCUGUGGCUGUGCUGCAGCUCCAGAUGUGAAGGAGCUCUUGAGCAGGCUGGAGGACCUAGAGAUGCUGGUGUCAUCCCUGAGGGAGCAGUGCACCAUGGGAACGGGCUGUUGUCUCCAACCUGCAGAAGGCCGUCUGGACACCAGGCCUUUCUGCAGUGGCCGGGGCAACUUCAGCACAGAAGGAUGUGGCUGUGUUUGUGAGCCAGGCUGGAAAGGCCCCAACUGCUCUGAGCCAGAAUGUCCCGGCAACUGUAAUCUCCGGGGCCAGUGCCUUGAUGGGCAAUGUGUCUGUGAAGAGGGUUUCACUGGAGAGGACUGCAGCCAGCUGGCAUGUCCCAAUGACUGUAAUGACCAGGGCAGGUGUGUGAACGGGGUCUGCGUGUGCUUCGAAGGUUAUGCAGGGGUUGACUGUGGCCUGGAGGUCUGCCCAGUACCCUGCAGCGAGGAGCACGGGAUGUGCGUGGACGGCAGGUGCGUGUGCAAGGACGGCUUCGCAGGCGAUGACUGUAACGAGCCCUUGUGCCUCAAUAACUGCUACAACCGGGGACGGUGCGUGGAGAACGAGUGUGUGUGCGACGAGGGCUUCACAGGUGAGGACUGCAGCGAGCUCAUCUGCCCCAACGACUGCUUUGACCGCGGCCGCUGUGUCAAUGGCACCUGUUACUGUGAAGAGGGAUUCACUGGUGAGGACUGUGGCCAACUCUCCUGCCCCAACGCCUGCCAGGGUCAAGGCCGGUGUGAGGAGGGCCAGUGUGUGUGCGAUGAGGGUUUUGCCGGUUCGGACUGCAGUGAGAAACGGUGUCCUGCUGAUUGUCACCACCGUGGUCGCUGCCUCAAUGGGCAGUGUGAGUGCGAUGAUGGGUUCACUGGCGCUGACUGCGGGGACCUCCAGUGUCCCAACGGCUGCAGCGGGCAUGGCCGCUGUGUCAAUGGGCAGUGUGUGUGUGAUGAUGGGUUCACUGGAGAGGACUGCAGCCAGAGGCGGUGCCCCAAUGACUGUCACAACCGGGGCCACUGCGUGCAGGGCAAGUGUGUGUGUGAGCACGGUUUCAAGGGCUUUGACUGCAGUGAGAUGAGCUGUCCCAAUGACUGCCACCAGCACGGCCGCUGUGUGAAUGGCAUGUGCGUCUGUGAUGAUGACUACACUGGAGAAGACUGCAGGGACCGUCGCUGCCCCCGGGACUGCAGCCACCGGGGCCGCUGUGUGGACGGACAGUGCAUAUGUGAGGAUGGCUUUACAGGUCCUGACUGUGCUGAGCUCUCCUGCCCUAAAGACUGCCACAGCCAGGGCCGCUGCGUGAACGGCCAGUGCAUCUGCCACGAGGGCUUCACUGGCAAAGACUGCAAAGAACGAAGGUGCCCCAGUGACUGCCAUGGCCAGGGCCGCUGUGAGGACGGCCGGUGCAUCUGUCAUGAGGGCUUCACAGGCCAUGACUGUGGGCAGCGCUCCUGCCCCAACGACUGCAGCCACCGGGGACAGUGUGUCUCUGGCCGCUGCAUCUGCAGUGAAGGCUACACAGGGGAGGACUGCUCCCAUGUGUCCCCUCCCAAAGAUCUCAUUGUGACAGAAGUGACGGAAGAGACUGUAAACUUGGCAUGGGAUAAUGAGAUGCGGGUCACAGAGUACCUCAUUGUGUAUACACCUACCCAUGCUGAUGGCCUGGAGAUGCAGUUCCGUGUGCCUGGGGACCAGACAUCCACCACCAUCCAGGAGCUGGAGCCAGGAGUGGAGUACUUCAUCCGAGUGUUCGCAAUCCUGGAGAACAAGAGGAGCAUCCCUGUCAGUGCCAGAGUCGCCACCUACUUGCCUGCACCUGAGGGCCUGAAAUUUAAGUCCAUCAAAGAGACAUCUGUGGAAGUAGAGUGGGAUCCUCUAGACAUUGCUUUCGAAACAUGGGAGAUCAUCUUCCGGAAUAUGAAUAAAGAAGAUGAGGGAGAGAUCACCAAAAGCUUGAGGCGACCAGAGACCUCUUACAAGCAGACUGGCCUCGCUCCUGGGCAAGAAUAUGAGAUAUCUCUGCACAUUGUUAAAAACAAUACCCGGGGCCCUGGCCUGAAGAAAGUGACCACAACUCGCUUGGAUGCCCCCAGCCAGAUCGAAGUGAAAGACAUCACAGAUACCACUGCGCUGAUCACCUGGUUCAAGCCCCUGGCUGAGAUCGAUGGCAUUGAGCUUUCCUAUGGCAUCAAGGAUGUGCCGGGGGACCGCACCACCAUCGAUCUCACACACGAUGAGAAUCAGUACUCCAUUGGGAACCUGAGACCUGACACUGAGUACGAGGUGUCCCUGACCUCCCGCAGGGUGGACAUGGCCAGCAACCCUGCCAAGGAGACCUUCACCACAGAAAUGGAUGCCCCCAAGGACCUUCAGGUGUCUGAAACAACCCAGGACAGUCUGACCUUGUUCUGGAAGGCACCACUGGCCAAGUUUGACCGUUACCGCCUCAACUACAGCCUCCCCACAGGUCAUUCCGUGGAGGUGCAACUACCAAGGGACGCUACCUCCCACAUCCUGACAGGCCUGGGGCCAGGGCAGGAAUACACCAUACUCCUCAGCGCUGAGAAGGGCAGGCACAAGAGCAAGCCAGCUCGUGUGAAGGCAUCCACGGAACAAGCCCCUGCCCUGGAAAAUCUCACCGUGACUGAGGCCAGCUGGGAUGGCCUCAUGCUCAACUGGACCACAGAUGACCUGGCCUAUGAGUACUUUGUCAUUCAGGUACAAGAGGCCAACAAGGUGGAGACUACCCAGAACCUCACAGCACCUGGCAGUCUCCGGGCUGCAGACAUCCCAGGCCUCAAAGCUGCCACCCCUUACAGAGUCUCCAUCUAUGGGGUGACCCAGGGCUAUAGAACACCAGUGCUUUCUGUCGAGACCUUCACAGGAGAGACUCCCAAUUUGGGAGAGGUCACGGUGGCCGAGGUAGGCUGGGAUGCCUUCAAGCUCAACUGGACUGCUCCAGAAGGGGCCUAUGAGCACUUUUUAAUUCAGGUGCUAGAGGCUGACACCACCCAAGGUGCCAAGAACCUCACCGUCCCUGGAGGACUGAGGUCCGUGGACCUGCCUGGGCUCAGAGCAUCCACUCGCUAUUAUGUCAGCAUCCGUGGGGUGACGCAGGACUUCAGCACAGCCCCUCUUUCUGUUGAAGUCUUGACAGAGGAGGUUCCAGGUCUGGGAAACCUCACAGUGACCAAGCUUAGCUGGGAUGCCUUCAUACUGGACUGGACCACACCUGAUGGAACCUAUGACCAGUUUAUCGUUCAGGUUCAGGAGGCUGGCCAGACAGAAGGGGCUCGCUAUCUCACCGUUCCUGGCAACCUACAUUCUGUGGAAAUCCCAGGCCUCAGGGCUGGUACUCCCUACACAGUUACCCUGCAUGGUGAGGUCAGAGGUCUCCGCACUCAACCCCUUGCCAUAGAGGUCACCACAGAGGCUCUCCCCAAGCUGGGAGAUUUAUCCGUGACUGAGGUCAGCUGGGAUGGCCUUACACUCAACUGGACCGCAGAUGACCUGGCCUAUGAGCACUUUGUCAUUCAGGUGCAGGAGGCCAACAAAGUGGAGACCGCUCAAAACCUCACGGUGCCUGGCAGCCUCCGGGCUGUGGACGUAUCGGGCCUCAAGGCUGCUACCCCUUAUAGAGUUUCUGUCUAUGGGGUCAUCCGGGGCCAUAGAACACCAGUAAUCUCUGCUGAGGCCUCCACAGCCAAAGAACCUGAAAUUGGAAACCUAAAUGUUUCUGACAUAACUCCUGAGAGCUUCAAUCUCUCCUGGACAGCUACUGAUGGAAUCUUCGACACGUUUACCAUUGAAAUUAUUGAUUCUAAUAGGUUGCUGCAGACAGUGGAAUAUAACAUAUCUGGUGCUGAACGAACUGCCCACAUUUCAGGGCUUUCCCCUAGUACUGAUUUCAUUGUCUACCUCUCUGGACUUGCUCCCAGCAUCAGGACCAAAACCAUCAGUACCACGGCCACCACAGAGCCAGAGCCACAGUUGGGCACGUUAAUCCUUAACAAUAUUACUCCUGACAGCUUCAACAUGUCAUGGACCACUCAAGCUGGGCUUUUUGCAAAGAUUGUUAUCAAUGUGAGCAAUGUUCAUUCACUGCAUGAGUCUCAGCAGCUCACAGUCCCUGGAGAUGAACAGCAAGCUCACAUCACGGGCUUGGUGGAGAACACUGCCUAUGAAGUCAGUGUGGUAGGGACCACCUGGGCUGGCGACCCCACCAGACCCCUCACUGCCUUUGUCGUUACAGAGGCCUUGCCCCUUCUGGAAAACUUAACCAUUUCCGACAUUAAUCCCUACGGGUUCACAGUUUCCUGGAUGGCAUUGGAGAAUGCCUUUGACAGCUUUCUAGUAACGGUGGUGGAUUCUGGGAAGCUGCUGGACCCCCAAGAAUUCACACUUUCAGGAACCCAGAGGAAACUGGAGCUUAGAGGCCUCAUAACUGGCAUUGGCUAUGAGGUCACAGUCUCUGGCUUCACCCAAGGGCAGCAAACCAAGCCCUUGAGGGCUGAGACUAUUACAGAAGCUGAACCAGAAGUUGACAACCUUCUAGUUUCAGAUGCCACCCCAGAUGGUUUCCGUCUGUCCUGGACUGCUGAUGAAGGGAUAUUCGACAGUUUUGUUCUCAGAAUCAGAGAUACCAAAAAGCAAUCUGAACCACGGGAAAUAACACUUCCUUCCUCCGAACGUACCAGGGACAUAACAGGUCUCAGAGAGGCCACCGAAUAUGAAAUUGAACUCUAUGGAAUAAGCAAUGGAAGGCGAUCCCAGCCAGUCAGUGCCAUAGCAACAACAGCCAUGGGCCCUCCCAAGGAAAUCGUGUUCUCAGACAUCUCUGAAAAUGCAGCCACCGUCAGCUGGAUGGCACCCACUGCCCAGGUGGAGAGUUUCCGGAUUACAUAUGUGCCUAUGACAGGAGGUAUCCCCUCCAUGGUAACUGUGGAUGGAACAGAAACUGAGACCCGGCUGGUGAAGCUCAUCCCUGGAACGGAGUACCACGUCAGCGUCAUUGCCAUGAAGGGUUUCGAGGAAAGCGAUCCUGUCUCCGGGUCACUCACUACAGCUCUGGAUGGCCCUUCUGGCCUGGUGACAGCCAACAUCACAGAUUCAGAAGCUUUAGCCAUGUGGCAGCCAGCCAUUGCUACUGUGGACAAUUAUGUCAUCUCCUACACGGGGGAGAGAGUACCAGAAGUUACACGCACAGUGUCUGGGAAUACGGUGGAAUAUGAUCUGGCUGACCUCGAGCCUGCCACAGAAUACACACUGAGGAUCUUUGCAGAGAAAGGACCCCAGAAAAGUUCCACCAUCACUACCAAGUUCACAACAGACCUUGAUUCUCCGAGAGACUUGACCGCUACUGAGGUUCAGUCAGAAACUGCCCUCCUCACCUGGAAACCUCCCCGAGCAUCUGUCACUGGUUACCUACUGGUCUAUGAAUCUGUGGAUGGUACAGUCAAGGAAGUCAUUGUGGGGCCAGAUACCACCUCCUACAGCCUGGCAGACCUGAGUCCAUCCACCCACUACACCGCCAGGAUCCAGGCAUUGAGUGGGUCCCUGAGAAGCAAGCUGAUCCAGACCAUCUUCACCACAAUUGGACUCCUAUACCCGUUCCCCAGGGACUGCUCCCAAGCCAUGCUGAAUGGUGACACCACCUCUGGCCUUUACACCAUUUAUAUAAAUGGUGACAAAGCCCAAGCUCUAGAAGUCUUCUGUGAUAUGACCUCGGAUGGAGGUGGAUGGAUCGUUUUCCUGAGACGCAAAAAUGGACGUGAGGACUUCUACCGAAACUGGAAGGCUUAUGCUGCUGGAUUUGGGGACCGCAGAGAAGAAUUCUGGCUCGGACUGGAUAACCUGAGCAAAAUCACAGCCCAAGGGCAGUACGAGCUCCGGGUGGACCUGCAGGACCAUGGGGAGUCAGCGUUCGCGGUCUAUGACAAGUUCAGCGUGGGAGACGCCAAGAGUCGCUACAAGCUGAACGUGGAAGGGUACAGUGGGACAGCAGGUGACUCCAUGAACUACCACAAUGGCAGAUCCUUCUCCACCUAUGACAAGGACACAGACUCAGCCAUCACCAACUGUGCUUUGUCCUAUAAAGGAGCGUUCUGGUAUAAGAACUGUCACCGUGUCAACCUGAUGGGGAGAUAUGGGGACAAUAACCACAGUCAGGGUGUUAACUGGUUCCACUGGAAGGGCCACGAAUAUUCAAUCCAGUUUGCUGAGAUGAAGCUGAGACCCAGCAACUUCAGAAAUCUUGAAGGCAGGCGCAAACGAGCAUAAAUCCCAGGACACAUGGGUGAGAGAGGAAUGGGGCCCAGAGAAAGGAAUGGAUUUUUACCAAAGCAUUGAUACACCAGUCUAAACAUCAAGCCAUACCUGGGCAUCUGGUGGGAGUCCAAGUUGACUACAAAUCACGAGGCACUGGCAUAGGGUCCUCUGCAGUUACUCCCUUUGCACCAAAGACAACAGUCUGCAACUGGUUCCUGCUUUGUUGUUUGAUUCAACGAAAGUCUUCCAGUAACAACAACACAAUGGUUUUUUAAUUCUCUUGGGUGGCUCUGGGAAUGGGAGAGGGGUAGGCUAUACAGUGGGAGUAGUUUGUUUUAGAACCAGCCAUAUUUUACACAAAGCUGCAUAAUUAAUUAUUAUUAUUUUGGGUAGCAAAAAAACUGUGUGACAUUGGAUGUUGCCCCCCACCCCCCUUUUUUUCUACAUACAACUGAAUUCAGAAAAGCAACACUGUUUCCAUUUCAAGAAGAUUAAUAUUAUUAAUAUAAUAAUGAUGGUGGUGAUAAUGAAAACUAAGAAUUUUUAAAGAUGUUCCCUUCCCAAAUGCAUCUGGACAGAACCUGAUUGUAUUUUUUUUUAAUAAAAGCACAAGUACUUUUGAA
Molecule: messenger RNA, 7475 nt
Organism: Nannospalax galili (Upper Galilee mountains blind mole rat)
Lineage: Eukaryota; Metazoa; Chordata; Mammalia; Rodentia; Spalacidae
Gene: Tnc
Product: tenascin C
Exons: 27
Coding region: 259-6864 (2201 amino acids)
Molecular function (GO): protein binding
Source: RefSeq, a predicted model, not a curated record